AUGGAUGAGCUGGUCAAGAAGGUAUCUUCUCGUCUCGGAACAUCUGCUGAGGAAACAUCAGGCAUGAUUGCACAGGCACUGAGCAGCAGUAUGCACCAAGAGCAGCUGCUUGAGCUGCUUGGAUACGAAAUGAUCGACGAAGUUAUAGCGAUAUGUGCAAACAAGCAGUACUUCAUGCCUCAGGAAAGUGUAUCAGAAACCCAGCACUAUGUAGAAUAUGUGUUUCCAGAGCCUGUGGCCACGGAUGUGUGCAGCUCGGAGCUGGUUGAGGUGGAUGCAGUUGGUGAUGAUGGAAAGUAUUUUGAAUACAGAAUGUUUAAUGCUGUGCAAUCAAAAGUGUUCCGUGCUGCAUAUCAAACAGAUGGAAACCUGCUUGUGUGUGCACCGACGAGCUCUGGGAAAACGGACAUUGCACUGAUGGCUGUGCUAAGGGCGUUGGCGAAGGGGCACAAGGUUGCAUAUGUUGUGCCUAUGAGAGCACUUGCAACAGAAGUUGCUUGCAAGUACAGAAGGAUGUUUGGAGGAUCCAAGGUUCUUGAGUACACAGGAGACACAGAUGCAGAUACAAAGGAUGUGCUGAAGAGCGAUGUGAUUGUCUGUACGCCUGAGAAGCUUGAUGUUGCAACAAGAAAGCUACACAAUGUAUUUUGUGAAACAAUUGGCCUUCUUGUCAUUGAUGAGGUGCAUAUUCUUCAGGACGACCGAGGGCCUGUUGUGGAGGCUGUAGUGUGCAGAAUAAUGAGAUACAUCGAGUCAGUGCAGCGACACAUACGAAUUGUUGGGCUUUCAGCAACGCUUCCAAACUACAUGGACGUGGCGAUUUUUCUGAAGGCUGAGCAUGUGUUUGCAUUUGGACAGGAGUACCGACCUGUUCCGUUGAGGAUGUCGAUUGUUGGAAUGAAGAAGGGCAGUAAGGAAAGCGAGGAGCAGGAGUUUCUCAAGAAAAAAGUGCAGGGAUACCUGAAUGAGGGGAAACAAGUGCUGGUGUUUGUGAAUGCAAGAGGCGAGACAGUCAAGACUGCAAAGCUUCUGAUGGAUUUGUGUGCAGGUGCCUGUGCCAAAGGCCAUGCUUUGUCUGGGAUCAUGCUCAGCCUGAUAAAAGGAGGAGUUGGCAUUCAUCAUGCAGGGCUUCCCCGACGGAUCAGGCUGUACAUGGAGGAAGCGUUCCGUCGCAAGGAGAUUGGGGUGCUGGUGACAACAUCGACGCUUGCAUGGGGAGUGAAUCUACCUGCAUAUGCAGUGAUUGUCAAGGGAACAAGGUUUUAUGACGGAGUGAUGGGAAGGUUUGCUGACCUUGGGAUUCUGGAUAUUCUGCAGAUAUUUGGAAGGGCAGGGCGGCCUCAGUUUGGAAGCAAAGGAGAGGCAUGCCUGAUAACGACUGCAAGGAUGCUUGACCAUUAUGUUUCGUUGAUGAAGAACAACACAAAUAUUGAGAGCCGGCUUCUUAGGCAUGCAGCAGACACAAUCAAUGCUGAGAUACAUCUCGGCGCGAUAUGUAGCAUUUCAGCAGGCGUUGAGUGGCUGAAAAACACAUUUAUGUAUGUACGGAUGUUCAAGAAUCCAAUGCUGUAUGACCUGAGCAUGGAUGAUCUUGCGAAUGAAGAUGAUGUGCUUGCCCGCUACAUGGUAUUGGCAUGCAACAGACUAGAGGGUGCGGGAUUGAUAAGGAUAUGCAAGCAGUCUGAUGAUUAUAUGGAAUGGCGGCUCUGUGGCUCAGAGUAUGGGAGGAUUGCAAGCGUGUAUUAUCUGUGCCAUGAAACAAUGGAGAGAUGGCAAGAGGCGAUUGCAGAUGUGAGUGGUGCCGAUUCGAUCCUUGGUGUGUGCUUCAUGGCCAAGGAGUUUUGCACAUUGCGAUGCCGAGAGGAUGAUGAGGAGUGUAUACAAGAACUUUGCGAGGAGAUGGGCUUGAGGUAUGAGAUGUGUGUUGAGUGCAAGCUGAAUGUUCUUGUGAGAGCGUAUAUGAAAGGGCGUGGUAUAAGCAGGUUUUCAUUGGUGUGCGACACGGAGUAUGUAAUCAAGAACCUGAAGAGGGUUUUGACAGCAUUUGGACAUGUGCUAGUGCUUGAGAAGAUGCAUGCAAUGGCGAUGGAAUGCUGCAUGCUGCAGAAAAGGAUAGAACGACAGAAGCAGAUGCCUUGGAAUGGUAGCAAUGUGAUUGUGGACCUGACGAAAGUCAAGGAGAUGCUGAGGAUGAAGAUUGGCGUUGAGAUGAAAGCAUGGUGCUGGGUUUUUGUGUGGAAUGAGGAGAAAGUGAUCCACUCGGAGAUGUUUGAGCAGAGGACAGAGUCGUACAUAAGAUCAAACGCCAAGAAUGUCAAGAUUCAGGUAAUUUGCAGAGAUGAGUGGAAGGGGUAUGAGAAGGAGUGUGUGGUGAAGGUAGAUAGCAGUGCUAAAGCGCUGUAUGAAACAGGUGUACAUGAGUGUGAGACACCAUGGUCCAUAGUACAGAGGAAGCAGUGCUGCCAGCAUUUUGAUGCGGUAGAAAGCCUUGCUGAGCUUGAAGAAUAUGUCUGCAGAUGGAUGCAUGGAAGUCUUAGCAGAGCGAGCAAUGGGAAUGGAAACCAACAAGAUGUACAGAAGAGUGGAACAGAAAGCUGCGUUGUUUUUACAGAUAAGAAGAUUGUGAUGAGAAAUCGGGAGGAAUGCAUGGUUGAAGGCUGCAGCAUGUGUUAUAACGGAAAGCUGAGCUAUGCUCCUGGAGUGGCAUUGUCGUAUCUAAGGCCGGAUGUGCCGCAUGGAAUGAAUAUGUGCAUUUUCUUUGAUUUUGAGAUAAACAUAAAGCUGAUUCAGAUGGACUGUGAGGUGUUCAGAGAGAGGCUGAAGCUGAUUAGCGCCAGUAUUUUCUCGAUGGUUGAUCUUGGAGCAGAGCAGGUUGUGAUUAUUGCGCCUGAUGAGAAUGAUGCAAGGCAUACGAUGCAGGACCUUAACACAAGGAUGAUACUGAGCGACAUGCAGUUUGAGGGAGAUGGCCGAGUGAAACGGGGCGUUCCAAGAUCUAGGCAGCGUGGUGUGUAUGUGGCUACGUUUGAUGAAGCAGCGACGAUUCGUGGGCAUCCUGUUGUUGUUCUGAAAGGAUGCAGCGGUAUUCACGGAUACUUUCCUGUGUACGAAGUGCUGAGGAUUUGCAAUCGAAGGAAGGUAUAUGUGUAUGAAAGACGCAAUUACAUUGAGUACUUGAAUUCUUGUGUGCUAGUAGAUGGCUGA
Ordospora pajunii is the source of this 3204-nucleotide messenger RNA. RefSeq names its product DEAD/DEAH box helicase. The record is from RefSeq and is a predicted model, not a curated record. Gene Ontology annotation, molecular function: ATP binding; nucleic acid binding. The transcript has a single exon. Bases 1 to 3204 code for a protein of 1067 amino acids. NCBI's taxonomy places the organism in Eukaryota, Fungi, Microsporidia, Ordosporidae.